Molecule: messenger RNA, 5397 nt
Organism: Haliotis rufescens (red abalone)
Lineage: Eukaryota; Metazoa; Mollusca; Gastropoda; Lepetellida; Haliotidae
Product: CST complex subunit CTC1-like
Exons: 21
Coding region: 150-4565 (1471 amino acids)
Biological process (GO): positive regulation of DNA replication; telomere maintenance via telomere lengthening
Cellular component (GO): CST complex
Molecular function (GO): telomeric repeat DNA binding; single-stranded DNA binding
Source: RefSeq, a predicted model, not a curated record
CAAAAUAUGGAUAUUGACCCACAGGCGAAAGACUCCGGUCGAGUAGUCAGUGCUCUAGUUCAGCGACAUGUGUCAAAACUUGUAUAAGAUCACUAGCCUACUGACAUCGCUACACUUUCUAAGCCCAAGUAAAACAUCCCUGAAACAAGAUGGCUGCUGUGUCCGAUGUCAUGACAACAGUUGAAGCUAGCGCCGUGCUACAGAUCAAGGACAAAUUGCCCAAUGGAUUCCUCAUCAACCUUGUUGGCAAAAUAACAGCAGUCAGUGAAAUCUUCAGAGUGAAGAAGGAUUUGAUAUUCUUGAUUGAGAUAGAGAACAGAAUCAAGAUUGUUGUGAAGCAAAAGCAGUAUCUUGUCUGGCAGGAGCAGAUAACUCCGGAAGUUGAGUACAUCGUUACAAACUUGAGAGCUACAACACUGCAGAAGGGUUCGACUUCCCAGGUGAGGGUGUUCGUACCUUGGAGUAGAAGCUGCCUGUAUCUUGCUGAGGCCAUGGAGUACUGCCUAGUCACCCUCCAGGACUGGCUUCACAGCAGGAGCAUCAUACUGCCAGAACCAAUUCCAGCUGAGACGUCGACCGGCGUCUCACCAGCAGGGGACAACUUUGUGGCAUAUCAGGGAGUUGUGACCAGCUGUGACCGGUCUAGUGUGGGGAUAUUUGAACUGGACCACCGAGUCAGCCUGUACGUGACGUGUGUGCCGGCCUCUCAUCGGUUCACAGCCCUCACCCUCGGUACAAAGAUCAUUGUCUACAAUGCUCACAGGAAAGGCUUUGCAAAGGCCCCCAAGAUCCGCCUGUUCUGUUGUGUGGCCACCUGUAUCCGAGUUGUGGAGGCAGGGAAGGAACAAUCCUCUAACAAGCAGUUCUCCGCCAACAGUCUGCUGGUGAAACCCAUCUCUGUCUACAGUCUGGAUGCAUCUGAUGUGGCAGCACUGCUGGACAUGCCCUUGGCAAUGACUCAGAAACUUCACACCCAGCAAUGCCACUUGCCAAUAUCUGACACCAUUCCGCUCAUCCCUGUCCUCUUGGGCAGCAACUGUUGCCCAUGGCUACAAGAGGAACACAGAAAUCUGCUCCAAGAGUUCCUGGAAUCUCCUCAUGCCUGCUGUGUGGGUAGAGGGCAGUCAAAACGAAGAAUCCCUGAACUUGUCCAUAUCAGCAGGGAAACAGAUGACCUGUCUGCCAAGUCACGGGAUUUGACUGAUCUUCGACAGAAAUACUAUGGAUCCCGACUCUCCGUGUCUGAUCUGAACCAACAACUCUACUGGAGCCCUGUGUGUGAAACUGUGGAGGGGAGUGAGGGCAAGCUUUUGAUUGGUUACCUCCAGUGCAGUCGUGUGACAGGAAGACUCCAACUAUUGGAUGCUACAGGAUCCGUUGACCUGGCCGUCUGCUCCUCAGCCCCACCAAGCGGCCAUGUUUGUUGUCCACCCUGUGUCAGCCCCAAGCCUGGACAAGCUUUAACAUGUCCUCUGGUUCAGCCCAACCUGCUUGGCAGCAUCAUUUGUGUAACCAGGUACAAGCGUAUUGCUGAGCGGUUCCUCAAUACUGACGUGCCAAACUCACAUCACAUUGAUACCAAAUAUGUAAGCAGGUCCCGACAUGUUCUGUACCUCCAGAUCUCCCUCACAGACUGUGUGCUGAUACACCCUCAGGCCGGGUUGUUAAGUGAAGGCUCCUUUAAUGAAACAGCACAGGAGACAGAGUUCCUUGAAGGGAAAGACAGACAGUCUUCAUCAGCUCCUCCAUCAAAGAGGAAGAGACAGACUGAAUGUGAUAUGAAGGAUGAAUCACGUACUGGAGACUCAUCUGAGUCUCAGUUGGUCUACAUCUCCCACAAGGAGUCUCUGACCACUCUCAGCAGGAAGGAGUCCCCAAAGCUUAGGUUCUGUGUUCUUGGAUAUUUGAUAGGGCAGGCAAAGUCAUCUCACAGUGAUGACCCGAGCAGAGUCAUAAAUACGCAGACUGGUAUUCUUACAAGUUGCAAAAGUAAACAACAAAGCAGUGCACAGGUUAAACUAAAGGAGAACAUAGGCUAUGUAAAUGCAAAUACAUCAUCUUUUGAUCUUCAUCCUUGUAACAUAGACUUGAACACUUCAAAGCCUACAGCUCUGUUAGGAGAAAGUGCUGGAAAUGGAUCAUCUCAAAACAAAAGUUCUCAAGGAAGAACUGUCUAUAGAAGACCUGUUCAACGUGGGCAUUGUACAAGAGGAAGUGGUCUGGGAGGACGUACUGGAGAGAGUGGAGAGGGAGGAUUUUGUACAGGAGGAAGUGGUCCGGGAGGACGUUGUACAGGAGAGAGUGGUCAGGGAGGAAGUUGUACAGGAGGAAGUGGUCCAAGGGGACAUUGUACAGUGGGGAGUGGUCCAAGGGGACAUUGUACAGGAGAGAGUGGUCCGGGAGGACGUUGUACAGUGGGGAGUGGUCCAAGGGGACAUUGUACAGGAGAGAGUGGUCCGGGAGGACGUUGUACAGGAGGAAGUGGUCCAGGAGGACGUUGUACAGGAGGAAGUGGUCCAGGAGGACGUUGUACAGGAGAGAGUGGUCCGGGAGGACAUUGUACAGGAGAGAGUGGUCCAGGAGGACGUUGUACAGGAGGAAGUGGUCCAGGAGGACGUUGUACAGGAGAGAGUGGUCGGGGAGGACGUUGUACAGGAGAGAGUGGUCAGGGAGGAAGUUGUACAGUGGGGAGUGGUCCAAGGGGACAUUGUACAGGAGGAAGUGGUCUGGGAGGACGUACAGGAGGAAGUGGUCCAGGAGGACAUUGUACAGGAGAGAGUGGUCCGGGAGGACAUUGUACAGGAGGAAGUGGUCCAGGAGGACAUUGUACAGGAGAGAGUGGUCUGGGAGGACGUACAGGAGAGAGUGGUCCGGGAGGACGUUGUACAGGAGAGAGUGGUCCGGGAGGACGUUGUACAGGAGAGAGUGGUCCGGGAGGACAUUGUACAGGAGGAAGUGGUCCAAGGGGACAUUGUACAGGAGAGAGUGGUCCGGGAGGACAUUGUACAGGAGGAAGUGGUCCAGGAGGACAUUGUACAGGAGAGAGUGGUCCGGGAGGACGUUGUACAGGAGGAAGUGGUCCGGGAGGACAUUGUACAGGAGGAAGUGGUCCAAGGGGACAUUGUACAGGAGAGAGUGGUCCGGGAGGACAUUGUACAGGAGGAAGUGGUCCAGGAGGACAUUGUACAGGAGAGAGUAGUCAUGGAGGAAGUUGUAGAGGACAGACUGGUUCUCCAGGAAGCGCUGCUGCUCAGCCAGCUGUGCUGCUGUUCCAGGACGAUGUGAGAUGGUACAGUGUCCUCCAGGUGGGGUGCUUCUACACAAUGACAGCAGCAGGGCAGGGAGGUGGGUUCCAGCCACGGCCCCUGGAGAACAAGAUGAGGAAGGCCAUAGAGUCGUCUCACACACGUGUGUGUGUGCAGGUUCCUCCCAAUGUGGGGGUCACACGUGUGAUCAGUCCGGACCAUAUUCACACAAACAAUUUUGAUGUGGUGAAGUUUGCUGAUUUCUCAGAGGUUUUAUCAAGCAGUUUUACGGGUACCCAGGUAAACAUGCAGGGUAGAAUUGUCUCCCGCUCCCAUCGGCCUCAGACGUCACCACAAGGAGGUCAGCAGCGACAUUCAAAGCCCAGUGACUCUCUGCAGCAAGUGAACCAGCAUCUAGGGGUGUCGGUGCUCGAUGACCAGUGUGUGUGCCUGCAAGUGCGGAGUCUCACAUCAGACGCAGAGAUACCUGUGUACAUGAACCUUCAGACAUCGUCCUACCCCCUGGGACUGCUGCCUGGUGCCGGGGUGGAGUUCCACCGCCUAGAGAGGAAGGUGUCACGCAUAGAGAACGUCUAUUUUCAGUUCACAACUGUAUCUACUGUAACACUUUUCCAGGUGGCAGAUUCACAGAGACUCACCACAGCCCCAGACAGUCCUGUAGACACAGAGAGUGUGACAGUCCCUCACCAAUACAUUAUCGACAUAUGGCGGUGUCCGACGUCCAGCAUGGAGUUUACCUCCACCUGCUACAUCUGCCACUUCAUGAGGCUAUGCCUCAAGUCUGUCUGCGCUGCCUGUGGUAGCAUCGUCACCACCACUGGCUGCAGUAGCCAGGCCUGUACGGUCUCUGACACCUAUCUCAGUGCUAAAGUCAGUGUCCUGGUAGAUGAUGGAACAAGUCCUGCUGUGGUUUCGUUUUCCAACUGUCCGGAACAUGUGCAGAGCCUGCUACGUCUGUCACCGGAACAGUGGCGCCACCUAGAGGUGGCCAUACAGGAGCAGGGAGAAGUCUUCCUGCAGCAGUUUGUGGGCGAGGCUGAGUCUGUGCUGGAGAACUUCUUGAUGCGACUCUGCAGCAGCCAGCAUGUCAAGCGCCAGUGUCGGAUGAUCCUCCAACAUCGAGUCUUUCAACAUGGCCGACAGAACACAUGGCGGUCCGGUGUCCUUGACAUUCACCAGAUGAACAAAGAUGAGUUCACCUUUCGCAGUGUGAAGGCCAACGCCAUGUUUGAGACACGCUGUCUGCCAUACCUGCAUCUGGAGUGUCUGGAUCUGAAGGAGGCUGGCUACGAUGUCUAGUGAUACACAGGAGACACCAACGUGUUGAAUAUGAUGUCUAGUGAUUUACAGGAGACAGUGACGUGUUGAAUAUGAUGACUGGUGACAUGUAGGAGACAUCAGUGUACGUGUGAACUAUGAUGUCUGGUUAUGUGUAAGAGACACCAAUGUACGCGUGAACUAUGAUGUCUGGUGAUGCGUAGGAGACAUCAAUGUACGUGUGAACUACGAUGUCUGGUUAUGUGUAAGAGACACCAAUGUACGCGUGAACUAUGAUGUCUGGUGAUGCGUAGGAGACAUCAAUGUACCUGUGAACUACGAUGUCUGGUUAUGUGUAAGAGACACCAAUGUACGCGUGAACUACGAUGUCUGGUGAUGUGUAGGAGACAUCAAUGUACGUGUGAACUACGAUGUCUGGUUAUGUGUAGGAGACAUCAAUGUACGUGUGAACUACGAUGUCUGGUGAUGUGUAGGAGACAUCAGUGUACGUGUGAACUAUGAUGUCUGGUGAUGCGUAGGAGACAUCAAUGUACGUGUUAACUACAAUGUCUGGUUAUGUGUAAGAGACACCAAUGUACGCGUGAACUACGAUGUCUGGUGAUGUGUAGAUGACAACAUGUCAGAUACUGAACAUGACAACAUGACAGUCCAGACGUUGUUGAUAACAAUGUGAUUUGUCUGACACAUGGUGUCUGCCAGGGAUAAUGUUCGACAUAGAUUUGAAGAUAAAAGUUAAAAGUUCACAAACACAAAAUACAGCAUAUCCGGAAACCUUGACAACCAGUGCUAUUUUAAAUUUGUCAUCUUUCCCUAAUUGUCUUUUGUAUAUUUGUAAAUACAUUUAUCAGUAAAA